Molecule: messenger RNA, 743 nt
Organism: Cotesia glomerata
Lineage: Eukaryota; Metazoa; Arthropoda; Insecta; Hymenoptera; Braconidae
Exons: 1
Coding region: 29-652 (207 amino acids)
Source: RefSeq, a predicted model, not a curated record
UUUAUUAAAAUUUAAUUUAUUCUGUAUAAUGGAUCUAAUUGUUGAUUUCAAUGGUUAUAAUUUACCCGAUGGAAACUUUGCUAUAAAAGAAUACAGUUUUUGCAGUUUAUUUCCAGACAUAAAUGGGAAUUAUUAUGCAGCUCACAAUAUAGUAACACCUCCACUUCUUAAUAAAUCUUACAAUCAAGAAGAAUAUAAAAAAUGCUAUGAACCAUAUUAUGAAACAUACGGGAUCCCUUGGAAUUCUGGAGUCACUAAUUAUUCAUUUAUGAACACAAUUUUAAGAUUACAUUUAAGAGAAGCAAAUACUAUUUACCUCAGAAAUUUAUUUAUGAAAAAUUUAAUAACGAAUUUAUGUGAAGACGAAUUUAAUGUCAUAUGUCUGUACGAUUAUGGCUAUGAAUUUAAUCCACCGAUGAAUACAAAUUGUCAUUAUCAUGAGAACCCUGAUCGUAAUAACUGCGCUAAUGACAAUACUAUCAACAUGAUGAAUUGGCUACAGAAUACGCAAUUUUAUCUACCAGAAACGCGGAAUAACUUUAUAAACCUGAAAAAUAAAUUCUUGGGAUUCAAUCAAAUGGAAUACAAGUCAGCAGACGAAACUAGUGAACAUCCUCGAAGUAAAAAGAGAAAAUUAAACGAAUUUAUCUGAUUAAUUAUGAAGAUAAUUCAAGAGUAUUAAAAUUAUGAUAUAGUAUAAAUUAUACUUUAAUAAAUUUAUAGAAUAAAAUAUUUUAAUUUUU